Messenger RNA from Megachile rotundata (alfalfa leafcutting bee), 1364 nucleotides. RefSeq names its product ETS-related transcription factor Elf-5. Gene Ontology annotation, cellular component: nucleus. The record is from RefSeq and is a predicted model, not a curated record. Gene Ontology annotation, molecular function: sequence-specific DNA binding; DNA-binding transcription factor activity, RNA polymerase II-specific. Lineage: Eukaryota; Metazoa; Arthropoda; Insecta; Hymenoptera; Megachilidae. Gene Ontology annotation, biological process: regulation of transcription by RNA polymerase II; cell differentiation.
ACACGCUCAAUGAUCAUUGUGAUACCCAUUCAGAAGAAGACUGUUACAUUCUGAACAUAUUUAUCGAAUAGACUAAGUGAAUAUUAUCAUGGACCCGUUUAACGAUUACGACAAGACCGACUUAUCGGAGGUUUACCAUUUACUCCCUAAUUUCAAUGACGAUGAGGAACGUGUAAUGCUGAAUUUGGAUUCACAGGAGACACAGAGAACGAAUCGAAAAAAGUGUACCUUUGGUGAUGAACACAAUGAAAUCGAUGGUACCGGCUGGUCGGACAAACCUGUCAGAAAUUGGUGUCAAGAAGAAACAAUCAAUUGGUUGAUAUCUGCAGCUUCUUACAUUGGUCAACCAUACAGUUUAAUUCAACAAAGUCUGGCAGUACCAGGACACGAAUUAGUCACCUUCACAAGAGACGAUUUUAUCAACCAUGAUCCUAUAUAUGGAAAUCGGCUAUAUGACCUACUCCACUCUCAGCAUAUCUCAAACUUAUUUCCAUCAUUCGAAGACAUUUUCUACAAUUCCGAAGAUCAGUAUGCGCGAAGCAAUUCUAAUAGUACGUCAGAUGCAGAAUCAGAUAAUAACAGUAUUGACGUCUGUACAAAACCGGGUAGACCGGGCAGACCAAAACUACCAAACAAACAAAAACCAAAAAGUUCUCAAGGAAAGCUUUGGGAAUUCAUUAGGGACUUGUUAUGUAAUAGAGAAACUUGUCCAAGUUUAAUAUGUUGGGAAGAUUAUUCACAAGCGAAGUUUCGGUUCGUUAAAAGUGACGAGGUGGCGAAACGAUGGGGUUCACGAAAAGGAAACACAAAAAUGACGUACGAGAAAUUGAGUCGAGCUAUGAGGUAUUAUUACAAAAGUAAAAUCUUUCUACCUGUACUGGGUCGAAGAUUAGUCUAUCAAUUUGGACCCAACGCGAAAGGCUGGCAGACUGACAAUCCAAAUUUCCGAUAUUAAUUUUACUUAUCACUAUAAGUACAUCUAGACUCUACAGAUUCCUUCAAAGUUUCAUUCGUUGUAAAAAUUGCAUAAAAAUUGAGGGUAAUAUCACUUAAGAAGAGAUAUUUUCUCAUCCUCGUUGAUACGUUUUUAAGCAUAAACUAUUAAGUGUAUAUUUGAUACAAGAUAAAAGUCGUAAAUAUUUUAUUAAGCGAAGUGAAAUAUUAAGUGCCAGUUGAAUCAACAAUUGUAAAAGACUAAGCAAGAAAGAUCUAGUAUUAUAUACAAUUUUAACUAGAUUUAAAUAAUGUAAGGACAGUAUGAAUGAGUAUAAAUGCUAAGGUUUUUUCAUAUCAAUGUAUGUAUGGCUGAAUAUGACAACAUGUGUAAUAGCGAAAUGUGAGAGUAAAGUCAGUUUAAUUAUAUA